CUAUGGUUACCGACGAUGAUUUUGUUGAAGUCCCUCCCUCUGGGUUUGCUCCGUCAGUGCUCAGUCAAAUUCCUGCACUCUCACCACUUGACAUAUGUAAACAGUGAAGUUCACAUAAAACGGAUAAGAGCGACACAGAGCGAGUCAAUGAAUUCCUCCAGCCUGAAUUUCACUUUUCAUUCACCGGCUUCAUCGACUAAUUAAAGAGGUGGUUGCUAAGAGAUGACAAUCUGUGACAUUGGUGAAAGCCUCUGAUGUACAGCAGCCUGAGGCUCGACUUCUCCGGGCUCUGUUUCCUCCACACCUCUGUCCAUACCUGGCUCAUGUGAAGGACGCGGGAAACGCUCUGAUAUCAACAGACUCACAAUCACCAUGGCAGCUUGUACUGCUCCUUGCACCACCACCAAUACCACGACCAGCACGGUGGCCCAGACUGUAUGGCAAAGGCAAGGAAGCAGCGAAGAGGAGGGGAAAUGUGAGGAUGGGGACAUGGGACAAAACACUAUCCUGGAGAAAACCCGUGAGUUCUUCCAGAUGUGUGACAUCGAGAACAAGGGCUUCAUCAACCGACGUGAUAUGCAGAGGCUGAACGGAGAGCUCCCUCUCAGUGCAGAGGAGUUGGAGAAUGUAUUUGAUACCCUUGAUUCCGACGGCAAUGGAUUCCUUACCCUCGAUGAGUUCUCCUCAGGCUUUAGUGAGUUUUUAUUCGGCCGAAAGAUUUCUGUAGAGGAAGGCAUGGGGGACCAAAACCCCUGUAACAGCCCUCCAGAAGUCCUCUACCAGACUCACUGGGAGGACAACCUGGCAAGAGGUGAUGAGGAUGAAGAAGAGAAACACUUCCGGAUGCUAAUGGAAAGCCUCGGAGCCAACAGUGUCUUUGAAGAUCCUGCUGAGGUGCGCAGUUUGUGGGCCCAGCUGCGCCGGGAUGAACCACACCUUUUAUCUAAUUUUGAGGACUUCUUGGCCAGAGUGACAUCCCAGAUCAUAGAGGCCAACCAGGAGAAGAGUGAGAUGGAGAGUGCUCUCAAAAGGAAAGCAGCAACACAUGAUGAUGAGAUCCAGCGCCUCUAUGAAGAAAUGGAGCAGCAAAUAAAAAAUGAAAAAGAUAGGAUUGUGCUACAGGACUACGAGCGAUUUCUGUCUCGGAGCCAAGACCUGGAGCUGCAGCUGUCCAGUAAAGAGAAAGAGCUGGAACAACUUUUCCAGAAACAGAGGAGGUUGGAGUGCCAGUGCCAGGAACUUCACAGUGAACAACAUGUGACCAAGGUGGAGAACGUGAAGCUGAAACAGACGAAUGACGAGUUAGCACGGGAGCUGGAGCACACCAGCCAAGAGCUGAUUUUGGCACAGGAGCAGCUGAGUCUGCUGCAGGAGCAGUCCACACAAGUUCAUGAACAGAAGGAGAUGGAAGUUUACAGACUGACUGAGGGACUGCAGCGAGAGCGGGCAAGCCUCCUCAAACAACUGGACCUGUUGAGAGAAAUGAACAAACAUUUACGGGAUGAAAGGGACAUGUGUUAUCAGAAUCCAAAGAAUUUGAAGAAAACACCAAGUUUGAAGCAGAGGCCUUUAAUUGGUGUUGUGAAAAACACAAACACUAAUUUCUUCAAAAGUGGGGAUGUGGAGGAGCUGGCCUCCAGUGCUAUGAGGCAGAACCUAACCAACGGGGCAUGUCAGCCAUCUUGCCCAGCCGAGACAAGAGGGCACCUCCAGAGGAUCAUCUCUAUUGAAGAGGACCACCUCCCACACUUGCUCCAGACAGACUGUCCGGCUCAACCCCCACUUCAGGAGUAUAGCGAGGAAGCCUCUGAUAAUGAGGAGAAUAUAGACUUGGUAAUGAGUGAUAUUUACCCACACGAGUCCUCUGCUCAGCAGCAGCAGUCAAAGGGAAAUGUGGAGAAAAGGGAGACCCCCACAUCUCCAAGGGGUCAGCCUGUUGGCAAGGAGACCAGCAUAAAUGAGGAAGGUAGUCCCUCACCUCCAGACCGCCUCUUCAAGAUCGUUCUGGUGGGGAACUCUAGUGUAGGAAAGACGUCCCUCCUUCGACGAUUUUGUGAUGACUGCUUCCACCCUGGCACUUCUGCCACUGUGGGUAUAGACUACAGUGUAAAGACUAUAACUGUGGACGACAGCCAGGUGGCACUGCAGAUGUGGGACACAGCUGGACAGGAAAGGUAUCGAAGCAUUACCAAACAAUUCUUUCGCAAGGCUGACGGUGUGGUCGUGAUGUAUGACAUCACAGCCGAGCAGAGCUUCACAGCUGUCAGACAAUGGUUGACGAGUGUAAAGGAGGGUGCAGGUGAAGACAUUCCCAUCAUGCUUUUGGGAAACAAAACAGACAAGGAGAUUGAGAGACAAGUUCAGAAAGGAGUGGGCGAAAGACUCGCUAAGGACUGCCAAAUGACUUUCUAUGAGUGCAGUGCGUGCUCCGGACACAACGUGGUGGAAUCCAUGGUUCAUUUAGCCAGAAUUCUGAAGGAACAGGAGGACCGAGAGAAGGAGAAGACUGUGCAGCUGGUCAGCAGCCCCUCAGAGAAGAGAGAGAAGAAAUCCUGCUGCUAACAGCUGGAAAGUUAACACAUACACAGUAGCACUACCCUUUCCUGAGACACAUAAUGUGAUAGUGUGACCACUGUGUCAUUAAGGAAACAUUAUUUAAAAUGUCAGCUCAACUGCUUGUCACCCACUCUUCAGCCUUGUAGCAGUCACCAGAAUAUAUGAUGUUUCACAGAUGUUACUGCACUAUUAACAGCCUACUAUAUUUGAUUUCCUGUGGUAGUUGCAGUACAAAAAUAACCUCAAAUUUGUGGGUAAUGUUAUAUGAAGAUGUAGCGAAAUAAUAACAUUAAUAAUGAUUUAAGAAAAGUUCAGAUGUUCCCUUUGAGUUUUAGAUGUAAAAAUAACUGAACAAAUGUGUCCCUUUGGAAUCAAACUAAGACUGUUGCAGUUUUUAAAUGUAGGAUAUUCCCUCAAACUCUGACUAACUCUCAGAUAUUUAUUUAGCCUCCAAAGGCCCUUUGUCUGUCACAUUUGGGCAUUUUACUGUAUGUAUUAAUAUAUUCAUUCAGUGUUAUGUGUAAUGUUUUUGCUGUUGUCUUCUUCACCUUUUGUACACAUAUAUGACAUGGACAAAGUCACAUGAACACCUAAAAAUAGAAUGUAUUACCAGUAAACUCUACCUUAGUGAAGCUUUUAGUCAUCACUUCACUUUUUGUUGACAUUACAUAUUAUUAUUGUCAGAGAUGUGUUAAUUUAAUUGUGUGGUUAUUUGGCCCAAGAUUUUUGUGUAUGUGUGUGUGUGUGUGUAUGUGUGUGUGUGCAGUUAAAAUGAAAAUCAUUUGCUUUUACUCUACAUUUUACAGGUGUUCAUGUCAUUUUGUCCAUUCCAUGUAAAUUGGAAAGUGUGUGAUUUAUAAUUUUGUGCUGUAACUGUUGCACAGGAGGUUGGCUCAGUUGUGAUUUUGACAGGUGCAAGACAAUACAGCUAUAUUGUUUUUUCCCAACCAACCAAAUCAGGUUGAGUGCACAAAAUAUUUCACAUCACCUUAAUCUGCCUCAGUGCCCAGUAUGUUACAAAAAUAGUGUCACUGUAACAUGUUACAUAACUUAUGUUAUCUGUAUGUUACAGGAAGGUUACAGUUGUAGAUGUUUUGUUAAAAAGUUCAGAUUUUACUGUUUGAUAUUGCACUAUAAUCACUAACUCAAUAGUGCUUCACUACUGCCGGUAUCUUGCACAUCACUUUGUUGUAUGUAUAAAAAUGUAAAUAGCGUAAAACAAAUGACUAAAUAAAGAUUUGUUUAUGUGUGCAUCAUCUGUAAUAAAGUAAAUAAUUAAUUUCC
Messenger RNA from Lates calcarifer (barramundi perch), 3840 nucleotides. RefSeq names its product calcium release activated channel regulator 2Aa (gene cracr2aa). Gene Ontology annotation, molecular function: GTPase activity; calcium ion binding; GTP binding. The transcript is spliced from 18 exons. The record is from RefSeq and is a predicted model, not a curated record. Lineage: Eukaryota; Metazoa; Chordata; Actinopteri; Centropomidae. The coding region runs from base 373 to 2562 and encodes 729 amino acids.